Bombina bombina (fire-bellied toad) is the source of this 2636-nucleotide messenger RNA. RefSeq names its product nuclear receptor subfamily 6 group A member 1 (gene NR6A1). Gene Ontology annotation, biological process: regulation of DNA-templated transcription. Gene Ontology annotation, molecular function: DNA-binding transcription factor activity; zinc ion binding; sequence-specific DNA binding. The coding region runs from base 57 to 1475 and encodes 472 amino acids. NCBI's taxonomy places the organism in Eukaryota, Metazoa, Chordata, Amphibia, Anura, Bombinatoridae. The transcript has 11 exons. The record is from RefSeq and is a predicted model, not a curated record.
AUGGAGCAGCUGAGCGAUUAGCACUGAGUAGGGAACCUGCGACCGGACCGCGGGGCAUGGAGCUGGACCGGAGCGGAGCUGGGCAGGGGCCAGGUCUCUAUAAAGACUCGUUUGGAGAAAAUGGGCAAGCUGGAAACGUGUCGGAUGUUCCCACGGACGGGUAUAAGAUGAAUCCCCUGCUUGAUGACCGUGUUGACCAGCGAGCGUGCCUUAUAUGUGGGGACCGAGCCACCGGACUGCAUUAUGGGAUCAUUUCAUGUGAAGGAUGCAAGGGAUUUUUCAAGCGGAGCAUCUGCAAUAAGCGCGUUUACAGAUGCAGCCGUGACAAGAACUGCGUCAUGUCGCGCAAGCAGAGGAACCGCUGCCAAUACUGCCGGCUCCUCAAGUGCCUUCAGAUGGGAAUGAACAGGAAAGCAAUAAGAGAGGAUGGGAUGCCAGGAGGAAGGAACAAGAGCAUCGGACCUGUACAGAUCUCAGAUGAGGAAAUUGAAAGGAUAAUGUCUGGUCAGGAGUUUGAGGAAGAAGCCAACACAUCCUGGAGUAAUAACGGGGACAGUGACCACAGCUCACCUGGGAAUGGUGUAUCUGAAAGCAACCAGCCUUCCCCUGUGUCUACUCCAUCCUCCAGUCGGUCAGUAGAACUGAAUGGAUUCAGCUCACUGCGGGAACAGUUUUUGGGAGCACAAGGGGCCACACACUACCAAUACCUACCUCACCUGUUCAGCUACUCAGCCCACUCUGCACUGAUCCCAUCCCAGACCCGAAGCCUGGACCCUCAAUCCCACACCCUCAUCAACCAGCUGUUGAAUGCAGAAGACAUGGAUCCCCUAAGCACUCCUAUGCUUAUUGAAGAUGGGUAUAAGGUGACACAGUCAGAGCUGUUUGCGCUGUUGUGCCGGUUAGCAGAUGAACUGCUGUUCCGACAGAUCACUUGGGUGAAAAAGCUGCCUUUCUUCUGCGAACUGUCUAUCAAAGACUAUACGUGCCUUCUCAGCACUACCUGGCAAGAACUGAUCUUGCUGUCCUCGCUAACCACGUACAGUAAGCAGAUCUUUGGGGACCUGGCUGAUGUCACUUCGAAAUACUCUCCAUCUGAGGAUGAGCUUCACAGGUUCAGCGAGGAUGGGAUGGAAGUCAUGGAGCGUCUUAUAUAUCUUUACCGCAAGUUUUACCAACUCAAAGUCAGCCAUGAAGAGUAUGUGUGCAUGAAGGCAAUCAACUUCCUGAAUCAAGAUAUCCAGGGCCUGAGCAGUGUCUCCCAGAUGGAGCAGCUGAACAAGAGGUACUGGUACGUGUGCCAGGAUUUCACAGAAUACAGAUACCCACACCAGCCCAACCGCUUCCCCGACCUCAUGAUGUGUCUACCAGAGAUUCGCUAUAUCGCUGGGAAACUGGUGAAUGUCCCCCUGGAGCAGUUGCCGCUACUUUUUAAAGCUUUUCUGCAUUCGUGCAAAGCAAGCACAAACAAGGAGUGAGCGCUAUAGCGUGUGCUGCUGAUCCAGUAAGCACGGCAGAAUAGAGAGACCUGUCAUACUGUGCUGGGAGCAGAAAAAGAUUGUUUUUAUUUGUUUAAUGCUUUUUUUAAUCUAUUUAUUUCCUGACAGAGUUGAAUGUAAUGCAGUUUUUGCAUUUCGUUGCUGUUUACAGACUGUAUUUUUAAACCUUUUCUUACCUGGGAGGACUGUUCUCUCAGUACUGGAAGGUGUUAACUUUUAGUGAUGCCAUUAUUUACUUUUGGGAGAAAAGAAAUGUAGAUUUAGAAUGUUUUCCUCUGGUCGGGUGGUAAAGAGAGUGUUGUUAUUUCUAUAGUGUUGAAAAAAACUACCUCAAUUUUAUGUUUUUGUUAGGCAUUUUGUUUUUGACUGUAGAUCAGAAUACCUUUUUUUGUUUAAGUGUUGAGGUUAAUACCUAUGUAUUCGCCAUAUGAACUUGUCUUUUUACUGAAAGAGCAGUGUCUGGCUUUGAGAGUGUUAAAUAUAAAGCAGGCAGUUUAUGCGUCUGGUUUGGAACAUUUUAUAAAUCUAGUAAUUUAUAUACCACACACACACACAUACUUAUAAUCAUGAAAUUAAAAAAAUAUUUUAUUAAAACAGCUUUUGUGAUGAUUUGGAAAACUUAAUACAAAAUAUAAUAUAUUAAAUACGUGAAAUUAAAUAAAUGAGAAAACUCCCAAUCCUAAUUACUGGUUGCGUUUAGUUAAAAACACAGCGGUAAAAAUGGAUACAAACUUAUUUUUUGGUUCAAUCUUUCUAAAGCACAUGAACUUCUCAAAGCCAGAUGCUGGGUGCCCUGCUAAAUCCUUUAUAGUGGCAUACGUAGUAAUGGUAGUGAAAGAGAUGCCAUUUUCCUCAACAUUUUGUAUUCUCCGUCUGAAGUUUCAGCCCACAGGCUUGUGCUAGGCCUGAGUGUCCGUGUGAGUCAGGCGUCUGCUGCUAACUGGGCUCUCAUCAACACACCAUGUACAUACUGGCUUAUUGCAGCGCAGGGUAAACAUCAAGCGGCACAAUGAUACCAUUUAUAAUUGUUUGCCAAAUGCUUCAGGAGCGAUUUAAAUGUAAUAAGAACCAUUUACAUACCCAGAUGCCAGUGGGAAUGUUGGAGGAAUUUGUAUUGUGAGAUGAAGAGGAUAUAAAGGG